Messenger RNA from Cordyceps fumosorosea ARSEF 2679, 681 nucleotides. RefSeq names its product DASH complex, subunit Duo1. Bases 1 to 681 code for a protein of 226 amino acids. The transcript is spliced from 2 exons. The record is from RefSeq and is a predicted model, not a curated record. Gene Ontology annotation, cellular component: mitotic spindle; DASH complex. Gene Ontology annotation, biological process: mitotic cell cycle. Lineage: Eukaryota; Fungi; Ascomycota; Sordariomycetes; Hypocreales; Cordycipitaceae.
AUGGCUGACGACUCAGAAUACACAGAAACCGACAUCUGGGCGUCGCCCCAGCAAACCCUCCCACAGAAAGCACCCAGGACUCCCAAGACACCAAGGACCCCGCGCACGCCAGCCUCAGAAGGCCCCGAUCGCGAUGCGCUUCUGCGCAAGGAGCUCGAAGGAGUGAAGAAUGUCAAUGAGGCCAUAGAAGGCCUCAUUGGUACACUUGAACGCGCCGGGGGCAACAUGGAUGUUGUGACGCAGACGGUAAACAACGCCUCUACUCUCCUCAACACAUGGACCCGAAUCCUUUCCCAGACAGAACACAACCAGCGCCUGAUCCUUGACCCCAGGUGGAAAGGCACGACGGAGGACCUUGCCGAACAGGAAGCCGAAGCCCUCCAGCGACAACAAGAGGCCGAGCGCAAGGCGCGCGAGGAGGAGCAGCGACGCGAGGAACUGCGCCGUCGCCGGGAGGAGGAGGAAACGAAACGCAGGCUGGCACCCGGCACCAGGUCCCUCCGUGGCACAGCGAGCACGCGUAGCACAGCCUCCAGCAUCCGGGCGAGGGCAGGAUCCCGUAUCGGUGCUGGCUCUAGCUAUUUAUCCCACAACACAUCCAGCUCUAGCAGUCGUGGAACAUCGGGUAUCGGGCGAGGAACUGGCACAGUUAGAGGCACCCGGUCACGAGGCACAAGAUAG